Amoebophrya sp. A25 is the source of this 1685-nucleotide messenger RNA. NCBI's taxonomy places the organism in Eukaryota, Dinophyceae, Syndiniales, Amoebophryaceae. The record is from the annotation of a GenBank genome assembly.
AUGCAGUGGACGGAAAUAGGGAAUGCGGUGGAGUUUCUAUUUGCUUGGAGCAAGUUUAAGGGCAUUGUACUUAUAAACUUAGACUUCUUCUGUUUCUGAUUUUUUGGUGAUGUCGUGCGUAUAAUGUGUAACUAUUUUGUAUGUAUUCAUGCGAAAGUAGAAUCCGAAACAGAUGAACACCAAGCAAGGCAUCAACACAGUACUACAUUUUUUAUAUGUCAAGAAGAGUUGGGCAUCGGCUCUUGAUAUUUCCAACCUUCUUUUGUUAUGCUUUUUUUACUUUGUUCGCCUCCAACAACUUCAUCUUCUUCUUCUUCUUGUUACAUGAAAGUACUAAAAUAUACAAUACUGGCAUCUAUCGUCGAUCUUUACAAUGGCAACCUUCAGGUUAUAGGGGAGCUGAAGGACAAGAGACAUACUCCGGCCUGCAACCCGCAAACGCCGACUCAAGCAAAAGAGGGCCAAAAUCUUUCCGGCCGAGGAGUAGAUCAAGCGCCCAGAACUCCAAGCACCUCUGCAGGAGAUCCUCUUAUGCGUGCUAGCUUUUUGCGAGUAAUUAAAUUCAAAGCCCAGUUCUUCAUCUUACUUCUAGUAGUAAACGACUAUACCUGAAGCUGCCAAGAACUAUCAUGAUGACUCAUUUCUGUGGAUUUUUUCCGAUUAAUGAAAGAAUUACUGAUAUGAAAAUAUGCUAGUAUUUUGGAGUGGUUGCACAGACGAUGCCACUUCUUCCUCUGUUAUUUUAUCAUAUUAGAUCCCAACGUGGCCGUGAAGUCUCCCUCCUCACCCUUCAGGAUAGGGGAAACAACGCGCGACGCGAAUCGGCUGGAACUAUUUCUCUGUGUUUUCUUCUUGUAGAAGGCUGUAACUGUAUAUCUUCCGACGCCUAUCUUCUAUCUAUAAUAAUAGGGUCACUGCUGUUCACAAGCUGCAAUGGAAAGCCAGCGAUCUCAUAGUGCAUAGUGUACUCAUAAUACACGAAUCCACAAAAACCCCCAUUGUUCUUCCUCCUUAUCCUUCAUGCUAUCUCUUGGCACUCGCAAAGAAGUUGUAAAGGAAAAAAUUCGAGAUGCAAUCAGAAAUGCAUGCGCCGGGUUUGAAUGGGGCGAGCCCUAUGCGUCCGGAAAGGUUGCAGCAGAUACGGCAGCCGGGCAACUUCUUAAGCAGGAUCAUCUUUCUUGUGCUCAAUUGAUUGCUGCCACCAAUGAAAUGGAGUUUACCGAAAUAGGGGGUGCGGCGGAGUUUCUAUAUGCUUGGGUCCAGUUUAAGAGUGUCGUACUUAUAACCUUAGACUUCUUCUUAUUUUUUGGUGAUGAUGUGCGUAUGCGUAACUAUUUACUAUGUCUUUACUCGAAAGUAGAAUCCGAAACAGAUGAUUGAAGACCACCAAGAAAUGCAUCAACACAGUACUACACUUUUUAUUUAAUUAUGUCAAAAAGAGUUUGACAUUCUUGGCUCUUGACAUUUCCAACUUUCUUCUGUGAUGCUUUUACUUUAUUCCUUCGUUGGACCAACGACUCCUUCUUCUUCUUCUUGUUACAAGAAAGUAUUAAUGUAGAAUGCUGGCAUCUAUCGUCGAUUUUUACAAUUGCAACCUUCAGGUACUUGCUCUGGGGAAAGAGAAACAUUCUCCGGCCUGCCACCCGCAAACGCCGACUCAAGCAAAAGAUAUGAAAAUAUGCUAG